AUGAGUGGCAACAGCAGUACGGUGGGCCAGCUCCUCUUGCAGAGGCCAGUGUGUGCUGGCUGGAGGCAGGAUAUGGAAGAGCCCCUCUACCACCUGGCCAACUGCAUCUUGCUCCUGGGCUUCAUGGGGGGCAGUGGGGUGUAUGGCUGCUUCUACCUCUUUGGAUUCCUGGGCACGGGCUAUGUUUGCUACGCGCUGUGGGGCUGGUUCAAGGCCUGUGGUCUGGACAUCGUCCUUGGGAGCUCCCUGCUGGCGGUGGCCUGCCUGCUCCAGCUGGCACACCUGGUGUACCGCCUGCGAGAGGACACUCUCCCCAAGGACUUCGACCUCCUCUACAAGACUCUGUGCCUGCCCCUGCAAGUGCCCUUGCAGUCGUACAAGGAGAUUAUUCACUGCUGUGAGAAGCAGGUCUUGGCGCUGGCUACUGAGCAGAACUAUGCUGUGGAGGGCGAGACACCCAUCAACCGACUGUCCUUGCUGCUCGCCGGCCGGGUUCGGGUGAGCCAAGAUGGACAGUUUCUACACUACAUCUUUCCAUACCAGUUCAUGGAUUCACCCGAGUGGGAGUCUCUGCAGCCCUCUGAAGAAGGAAUAUUCCAGGUCACUCUGACUGCCGAGACCACCUGCAGCUACAUUUCCUGGCCCCGGAAAAGCCUGUACCAUCUUCUGGCCAAAGAUCGCUACAUCUCCCGCCUCUUCUCGGCCUUGCUGGGCUACGAUAUCUCCGAGAAGCUCUAUACUCUGAAUGACAAACUCUUUGCCAAGUUUGGGCUGCGCUUUGAUAUCCGCCUGCCCAGCCUCUACCUUGUGCUGGGUCCAGCUGCCCCAGAUGCCGAGCCUGAGGCUGAGAAGAAUGAUGAAGUCCACCACGAGGAGCCGGAGACGCCCCCUCCUCAGGCCCUGCCCACAGCUAUCCGGACAACACCCCCUUUCUCUUCCCCUCCUUCUGCCACCAACCCUCCUGCACCUCCUUCCAGGGCCAGAAUGUCCAGGCCCGACAGCGGCGUCCUGGUGUCUAAAACUCCUCUUCAGGGCUACUCUCAAGUUAGAUCCAAGGGACAAGCCCCUUUGGCUCCAACCAAGACUCCUGAACUUUGA
This is a messenger RNA of Elephantulus edwardii (Cape elephant shrew), 1098 nucleotides long. RefSeq names its product popeye domain containing 2 (gene POPDC2). The transcript is spliced from 4 exons. Lineage: Eukaryota; Metazoa; Chordata; Mammalia; Macroscelidea; Macroscelididae. Gene Ontology annotation, molecular function: cAMP binding. Gene Ontology annotation, cellular component: sarcolemma. The coding region runs from base 1 to 1098 and encodes 365 amino acids. The record is from RefSeq and is a predicted model, not a curated record.